This is a messenger RNA of Strigops habroptila (Kakapo), 5762 nucleotides long. RefSeq names its product FH2 domain containing 1 (gene FHDC1). The transcript is spliced from 12 exons. The record is from RefSeq and is a predicted model, not a curated record. Lineage: Eukaryota; Metazoa; Chordata; Aves; Psittaciformes; Psittacidae. The coding region runs from base 257 to 3664 and encodes 1135 amino acids.
CCCGCCCCCGACAGCCCCGGCGGCGCGGCCGCGGCGCGAUGGGAGGAGGCGGCGGCGGCACCGGGCUCUGCUGCGCGCGACACCGCGUGCUCCCGCGGGCGCGGAGGUUGCGAAGAUGGCACAGUCCCCUCUUGUGUUGCUGCUGCUGGCAGACUAGAGUUUGAGAGCGCGUGAGAUCGGUUGCUGCUGCACUCACUAUUCAAUGUUUCAAACUGAUCCAAGGAAGUAACACUCUCCUCUUUGGAGAGGCCAUAAAAUGCAUGUUAUGAAUUGUCUCUCCUUGGUCAAUGAUAAAGAAAAUGGGGCUAUUCCAGUUGCAAUGGGAUUAAUGAACGAGGAUACGACAACAGCACCUCAGCUUUCUCAGCCUGCAGCACCGCUGCCCCCUUCACCAUGUCCCCUCGCAGGGGCACCCCCAGCCCCUCCACUCCCCCCGGGGAUGCCGCCACCACCACCACCACCACCUCCACUGCCUGGGCCAAACGUACCUCUGCCUCCACAGCUGAUGAACGGGCAUGACAGCCAUGGCAAAAAGAAACGAAUGCGGAGCUUUUUCUGGAAAACCAUCCCUGAGGAGCAAGUCCGUGGCAAAACCAAUAUCUGGACGAUUGCUGCAAGACCGCAGUAUCAGAUCGACACAAAGACAAUUGAGGAGCUUUUUGGGCAGCAGGAAGAAAUCAAGCCCCAGGACCUACGAAGUCGGUCUUUAAAGUCUUCAUUUAAAGAGACUAAAGAGGAGGUUUCCAUUUUGGAUGCAAAAAGAAGUAUGAACAUUGGGAUAUUUCUCAAACAGUUCAAAAAGUCUGCUGAAUCCAUCAUUGAAGAUAUUUAUCAUGGAAGAAGUGAGCCCUAUAGUUCUGAACUGCUGCAUGAAUUUCUUAAAUUGUUACCAGAAGCAGAGGAGGUAAAGAAAUUAAAAGCCUUUGAUGGAGAUGUGUCAAAACUGUCUCAAGCUGAUUCCUUCAUGUAUUUACUAAUCCAGGUGCCAAACUAUGCUCUUAGGAUUGAAGCCAUGGUGCUAGAGAGGGAGUUCUCACCCUCCUGUGCUUCCCUACAGGAUGACAUGAAAAUUAUAAGACGGGCAACAAAAGAGUUAAUGACUUGUGAGGAACUGCAUUCCAUAUUGCACUUGGUCCUUCAGGCUGGGAAUAUUAUGAACGCGGGAGGUUAUGCUGGCAAUGCUGUUGGGUUUAAACUGUCGUCACUGCUCAAGCUGGCAGACACAAAAGCAAACAAACCUGGGAUGAGUCUGCUGCAUUUUGUUGCUCUGGAAGCCCAGAAGAAAGAUGCUGCUCUUCUCAACUUCUCAGAAAAAAUUAGGGAUGUUCAUGAUGCUGCCAGGUUAUCCAUUGAUAAUAUAGAAGCAGAGCUCCACUCGCUGUCUUUCAAGGCAAGAUCUGUUAAAGAGAGCAUUCAGCGAGACCCAAAACUCUUUCACCAGAUGGAAAGCUUUCUCCAGUUUGCUGUAAGACAUCUAAAGGAGCUUGAACACCAGAAACAAGAAUUACAAAAGGAGGGAAAUGCUCUUAUUGACUUUUUCUGUGAAGACAAAGAAACUAUGAAGUUGGAUGAAUGUUUCCAGAUAUUCAGGGACUUCUGCAUAAGAUUCAACAAGGCUGUUAAGGAGAACAGGGAACGAGAGAUCCAGGAACUUCAUAAUCUGCAAAGGCGAAAGGAGCUGGAGGAGAAGCGUCGAUCCUGGGCAGCUGGAGAGCUUGGGAGCUUUGGGCGGAGCAGCAGUGAAAAUGAUGUGGAGAUGUUGGCCAAAAAAGGACUUGAAGAAUUUCUUCCCUUCUUGCAGCAGAGACCACAAAGCCCUUCGUACAGAAACCCCAAUUCUAGACGCUCUCGACUUUCUUUGGGAAUUACUGCAGACAGGGAGUUGCAGAGUUUCCUGGAAAUCUCAAAAGAUGAGGAUCCAAACAAGUUUAACAGCCUUCCCCGUGCAAAUACCCGACAAGCAAGACCAAAUGUAGCCUGGACUGAAUCCAAAGAAACGAGAGAUCUCAACUUAAAUACAUUGCACUUAGACCAACAGUCUGAAAUCAAAGUGAAAAGUGGUGGCCUACUGCAGGUGCCUCCAGCUCAGCCCAGCCACUUCAGUGGCUCAACUGGUCCUGGUGCCCGUUACUCACAAAGAAGCACCGACUACAAUGUGCACACUGCCAAUGUGUCCUGUGAGGAGUCCACAGAUAUCAAUGCUCUGGCCCUUGCAAUUGAGGAGCGUGAACUUGUUAAAGGAUUACAUAAGUUUGAUAUUCAAGGAACAAAGCCUGCAGAGGAAACACCUUUAAUCUAUUUGGAGGAUGCUGGUGGAACAGACCUGGAGACUCUAGAUGAUCUAAGCUUUCAUUCCCUUAGCACUGCCGAUGAUGACCUGCCUCCAGCUUGCAGAAGUUCCAGGGAGGCCCAUGACCAUAAAGCCAAAGCAGUAGGUUGCAAGAGUGAAGCUUCAGAGCCCAGCAGUAGCAGCCCCAUAUCUAUGGAUACAAGCGUUUCGGGAAGUAGGGAAGACGGGCCAAUGUUCUACGUGUCAGACACAACGACUGAUUGUUCUUUGACAUUGGACUCUGAAGAGGGAAAUGAUUUUAAAUCUGCAGGCAAUGAGAUAAGAAGUGGGGCUGGCAAAGCACGCUCUUCUGGGAAUAAUGCUCAAUACAGGGCUAGAACAUUCUUCUCAAACCUGAAUUCUGCUUCUGCCAAGGAUCUUCACACUUCGGCAAAUGAUAAGGAUGAUGCCAAUAGCAAGCACGCCCUUCCUAAAGAAAAGCCCAUGAAAAAUAAAGACUCAGCAGGACCAAAGAGAAACUCUGUGAAAGAUAGAUCUCCAAGCUCUUCAAAAUCCAGUGGCACUCGCUCUAGCCACACAGCUACUUCCAGACCUGUAAGAACUUUAAAUGCCUCUGAGAAUGAAAGUAUGAGGAAAGUCGUGCCCAUUUCUCGGUCAAACAGAGCACCAAGCAGCAUGAAAAAGCCAGAAGCCAAGCCAGCACCUCGUGAAACUAGUACAGCGGAAAGCCGGCUCUCUUAUCGCAGCUCUGUCCGAGGCACAACAGACACACUGCCAAGAAAUCCUUACAGGCACAGCAUGUCGGUAGAAGAGCCAAAGUUACAAAGAGGCACUUUCACCUCGAGCAGUGCCCAUUUUGAGAGGGACAGAGUCUCUCUUAAGAAGCCAAGCUCUAAACCUGUUAGGAGUAAUGUCAAAUCAAAGACAGAUGAAAUGAAGAUGUGUCGCUCCAGUGUAAAACCCCAGACCCCUACAGAUGACACCAAGGCUGCCACAGUCAGUGUUCCCAAAACACCAUCUGCUGUCCCAAACUUUGCGAGGAAUACAGUGGCUUCUUCUUCAAAGCGUGCGAAAGUGGAUCUAUCCACCUCAUCCAGACCUCCAACCAUCACAAGGUCUGUGUCCCAGAGGCUGCCUAAAGCAAAGCCAGCAGCGACCUCUGAUGAUCCAAGUCCAAAGGAGAACAAUGUGAGUACCUUAAAGAGAGCAAGUAGUGCCAGAGUGGUUGGAAGAAGCAUCCUGCAGGGAGAAGCUGUCAGCACUAAAGUAGAGCCUGCACCAAAGGAGCAAGGAGCAGGGGAGAAGGCCUCUCUUAAACUGAAAGAUGCAAACCGGACUGCCAUUGGUAAGAUACUGAAGCCAUUACUGAAAUAAGGGAGAGGGUUUUUCUCAGUCUUGGAAUGUGAACACUUGUUCAAGCACUGGAUGUCUGUAUGGUCAAAUUCCUUGAAACAGUAACAUUGUUGAUAAGCAUCAUCAUGUGCUCAUUGAAAUACAGCACACCUUUGGAAGAAGGCAAGUAGUUGUGUUCUGGUCUAAAUCCUAUUUUAUGAAUUUGAAUGUAUUUGAAGCUACUGUGAUGGAAUGCGAGCAAUUCCUCCUUUCUGCUGGACAGGAGGCUUAUUCUCCAAGAUUGUGGCAGCAUUGUCUUGCAUGCACAAGUACCAGCAAAUCUGUGCAUAUUUGUCAUACAGAAGGUCACCAAAAGCCAAAAUGUUAAGAAGUUAAACUACAAGAUGAAAUGCUUUGUGACAGAAAACAUGGAUAAAGGCCAGUUUUUGUGUACAUAAGAUUAUUCCUAAGACUCAAGCCUUUGUGCGGGUUGGUUCCUUAUUUGAUGUCAAAGUGAAUCCUGUGGAACAGUACUGAAAACAGACAUAGGUGAUCGUGCUUUCCUUUGCUUUCAGUUCCUUGGAUUCAGGAACUCUUUUUGCCUGUUGCAAAGUCCAUUGCUGGCAAUUGGACAGACUGAGAACUGCUGGCCAAAAAAUAGUAAAAUGAGACAUUUGCUGUUUGUGGCUGUCUUUAACCUCACUGAAGAAUUUAUAGCAUGUUUUAUGAAUGUAUGUGUGUCUCGAGAAGGCUUUCUGCUGGACAGGAGGCUUAUUCUCCAAGAAUGUGGCAGCAUUGUCUUGCAUGCACAAGUAGAUAUGGCUGGUGCUGCAUCGAGUAGCACGGCUGGAGUCUGUGCCUGUUGAAGGGCCAUCAGUAACCAUUGGGAUGAUGACUACUCCUGACCUGUUUUGGUCGCAAGCAAACUUGCCAGCUUUUGGUCAAACGGAAGUGCCAUAUAUUUAUGAUACAUAUCAAGGAUGUUUGCAGUUCAGCUCUGGAAGGCUGCGAUGUAGUGCUGAGCACUUUCUUACCAUUCCAUGUUUCCACUGGUUUAUCUACUACCAAAUUACUUGAAUGUUGCAAUGGCUCUGAUUGAGCCAUGAGUUUCCCUGCCUCCUCCUCCUCCUCUCCCUCUCCCUGUCAACACGAAUAUUUAGCAUGAAACACAGAGCUUAUGCAUGACUUUGUUUUUGUAGACUUCCUUGGUUGCUUUGAAUGUGGUUUUUAAUGUUUUAAAGACUCUAAAGGAUGAAUUAAGCUAGCAUUUGAUAAGCUUUUUACAAAAUGAAAGCACCUCUUUUUUCCUGCAGAUACAAAUUUUAACUCCACUCAGACUAAGGUACAGAGAAUGAGGGAAAACUUGUUCAGCAUGCCGUGCAUCUUCCCAAGAGAAAUGUAUGUAGGCGGGGAAACAGAUCACUGUUCUCCCAGGCAUCCUACUUAAAGAGUUGCUUUUUUAUUCACUUAUGAAUGAAGCCUCAUUUAAGAAUAAAAUGGAAAAUAAAAGGAAAAUCUCUUUGGACAAGAGACAUUGACUUACUAGCGGUAGAUCUGUUUGUCUGCUCUAUCCCUCAGUGCCAGGAGAGUGUAAUUCAGUGAGAAUGAGCCAUUUAAUUGCUCACAUUUCUCAUGGACUAGUAUCAGGCCCAGUUAACUUUGUGUUUUGAACUUGGUAAGGGGCCUUCAGCUUUUCCCACGUACCAGCAAAUCUGGAUGCAGACAUCAUACCCAAACCCUGUGAAGUAUUGCACAGGGCCUCUUCUUUGAGUCUGUCCUGCAGGGAGAAUUUCCAUAGCCCGCUUUUCAGCAAGGGCGAAUGUUUGCUUGAAACCCUGUAAGCUUUUUGGAUACUGCCUCCCUUGUGGGUUAGAUACAAAAGCAUCUCCCUUAUUUGUAUCUGUGUGUAUGUAUGCACAUCUGCAAGAGCAGAUGAUUGACUUUUUUCCCUUUUUUUUUUAAGAAAAAAAAACAACAAAAAGAAUUAUUGGUAGCAAGCUUGAAGAAUAAUUUAAAUGUGCUUGGAACAUGUAAAUAAAUUUCUAUAAAUCUGUGUAAAAGAAAACUGAAUGUAUUUAAUGGAGCAUUUAUACAUUUCGGAGUAACUCAGUAGUUUAAUAAAGUUCCCAUUUACUGGGUA